ACUUUAACACACACACACACACACUUGCGAGUUGCGAGGGUUUGUUAAUUGUUGUGCAUGAAGCCGCCAUCUUUCAAAAUAUGGAAGCCUCCUCUCUACACAACCACCACACCAAACCUCUGCUCCCUAAACCUGAUCCUGCAAUGCUCCACCACCACCUCCCCGCCGUUGACCUCAUCGAACCUCCGCCGGCUCCUUCCUUGACCAGACCACCUGAUUUGGACGAAACUGAUUACUCCACUUCAUUCGCCGACACCGCCUCCUCAAACCACAACAAUUCCGCUACAGUUAGCGAUGCUGAAGUCGAUUCACAGUUUUCUAACGACGGAAACGGAUUCUCUGCUCCGUCCUUUGAUGAUUUCGGAACUGUUCUUCGUGUCAGGAAGAAGCGGCUGACAAGUCACUGGAGAAGUUUUAUACGUCCGUUAAUGUGGCGUUGUAAAUGGGCAGAAUUAAAGAUAAAGCAGUUCGAGUCACAAGCUUUAGAAUAUGCCAAAAAGGUUGCAGCUCGGAAUGCAACAAAACAUUUGGCUUCAAAUCAGUCUAUUCCAGAAGGGUUUAGUUCAAGGUCAAUGCCGUAUACUAAAAGGCGCCAAAGGAAACUCAUGAAGAGGAGGAAACGGGCGAGAAUCGAAGAUACAACCGAUGCUGACUUAUAUAUGUCACAGCAUGUUCUCUUCUCCUAUAAUGAAAGUAAGAAGUCAGAUCAAGAUGAAGUCUCUGUGCUGGAUGAUUUUGAUGAUCCAGAACAAAAUACACCCAAUCCAGAAGUUCACGGUCUCGGCAUGCAAAACCAUUUAUCAUUUUUCGAAGACGAAGAUAACGAGAUAGAGCACAUUCUUCACAAGAUUGAAACAACUCACUCUCGGGUUCACAAAUUAAAAUCCCAACUUGAGUUGGUGUUCUCCGAAAAUUCUCAGAUGUUUCCUUUCUCCGAGAAUGAAAAUAAUCUUGGUCCUUCUGAAGAACAAACACGAACCGUUCAUAGCCCUACUUUCUCCAACUCAGAAUUUGACAUGGGAGGUUUAGAAAUGUAUGAGCAUGAGGGUUUUCAUAUACCCGAUAUAAUCGAAAGCACGGUGGGGACGUUGUCAUCUAUUGAUGUUACCCAGCAUCAGUCACAAUUCGGAGACUCAUGUGAAAAGAUUUUGGACAAUAUGCUGGUACAUGAUGAAACUACUGAAGCAGAAAAACAAGCCUUACGAAAUAACCAACAGCAUCCGAUCACAGUAAAGCAGGAAGACGAGUCAGCUAUGGAGUCCGACACUGCAACAAAAGACGUCGUUCAAGAACAAUCAUCUGUCAAACCGUUUUCAGAAUUCCAAAUUCCAAUAAACAAGAGAAAACGAGGAGAGCGAAAAGCUGGUACAAGUAAAUGGAAUAUACAACUUCCUGGCGAGCCCGAUAGCCAGUGACUAGUAUAUUUUUAUAAUCGAGAACCUUUUUAGUUCUGUAACUUUGUUACAUAAUGACCUGAAGCUGUAGAUUAGGGAAUUUAAUGUGAACUUAAUUCAUUUAAUUUGGAUGCUAGCAAGACCUUAUGGGAGCGAUAACAUGUUUUGGAUCUGAACUUUGUUGUUAGCAUACUGUCUUAGUU
Helianthus annuus (common sunflower) is the source of this 1597-nucleotide messenger RNA. RefSeq lists its product as uncharacterized. The transcript is spliced from 5 exons. Lineage: Eukaryota; Viridiplantae; Streptophyta; Magnoliopsida; Asterales; Asteraceae. Bases 81 to 1415 code for a protein of 444 amino acids. The record is from RefSeq and is a predicted model, not a curated record.